Biomphalaria glabrata is the source of this 3239-nucleotide messenger RNA. RefSeq names its product putative amine oxidase [copper-containing]. The coding region runs from base 834 to 3194 and encodes 786 amino acids. Lineage: Eukaryota; Metazoa; Mollusca; Gastropoda; Planorbidae. Gene Ontology annotation, molecular function: copper ion binding; primary methylamine oxidase activity; quinone binding. Gene Ontology annotation, biological process: amine metabolic process. The transcript has 20 exons. The record is from RefSeq and is a predicted model, not a curated record. Gene Ontology annotation, cellular component: plasma membrane.
AUGAUUUAGGAUGCGUGGUGGCUAAGUGGUAAAGCUGCUUGGCUUCCGAACCCAGUCCCUGGUUCGAAUCUCGAUGAAGACUGGGAUUUUUAAUUUCGGAAUCUUUAGGGCGUCUUUGAGUUGACCUAGCUCUUAUCAGUGUCUGACUUUAGUUGGGGAAAGGUAAAGGAGGUUGGUCGUUGUGCUAGCCAUAUGACACCCUCGCUAAACCCAUUUCUACUUACAUCCUUUUGUAUAGUUGGAGAGUUGGAGAGCUCUUUACGCCAGAGCUUCGUUUCAAUAUCCAGUCAUUACAAAUAUUCAAAAUGUUAGCUGCUAAACAAUGACAUAGAAGUGAAUUUCUGAAUAGCUUGUGUUUUCUGUCGUCCACAAGAGUAAAGAGUGUAUUAUAAGAGGAAAGAGAUCUUUAGUAACAAAAUGCCAGAAACUUCCUACGACCAGUGGAGACGAGUAUACACGUACAACGAACAAGUGCUUCGUUCACUAAGUCCUGGAGACAUUGUCAAAUUUAAGAACUCAUCCUAUGAACAUUGGGCUAUUUAUGUUGGUGGACAAAACGUGAUUCACAAGGCAGGUAGAGGUGUUAGCAUCUUUCGUAAAUCUCAGCCUGUAGAAGUCAAAGAAGAACAGUUCUUAGAUGUUGCAGGCGAAAAUUUGGCUGAAAUCGCCAAUCAGCACGAUCUACAAAAGAGUCCUUUGCAAAGCUUUUUAGUAGUAGAUAGAGCUCGAAGUCAGCUUGGGAAAGAACCGUUUCAAGGUCAGCAUGGAAACAACGAACAGUUUGUUCUUUGGUGCAGGUAUGGCGAAGAACAAGUUAACAAGAUCUAAUUGGAAUGGCUACUUUUUGCCUGGGUAUGAUCGCUGCUCUUGUGGUAUGGUGCUUCCUAGGCAUUUCGGCAGGGGAAGAAACCCAGAUACCAAUCUGUGGAUCUCAGAACCCAAACGAUAACAUUAUUGACCUUACUGAGCCGAUCAAUCCAGGACCAUUCCACGACCUAACCAAAGUGGAGAUAAUUAAGUUGAGAGAAUUUCUCGAAAAUGAUACGCAAAUCAAUACAUCCAAAUUUGAAACACGAAUAAUAAAUUCCAGUUAUAUUUAUAUGGCUGACCUUUACCCUCCCUCAAAGGAGAACACUUUGAGCUUUUUAAAAGGAAUUGGACCGCAGCCUCCAAGAGAAGCCAGAGUAAUGAUGUUCAGGGGUGACAAAUCUCCACCUGUUGUGGAAGAAUACAAGUGUGGCCCUCUGCCAGAUGUGCAAGUCUGUCAACUAAUACGUUUACCUGGUCGUAAAAAUCCAGUACCAUUUGCUUAUAGACCGUAUGACAAAACUGAAUUUCACUUUAUUGAUGUCUAUAUAUUAAAGCCACUGAACCAGUCAAUCUACCAGAUUUUAAUGGAGAGCUACAACUCAACCUUUUGUUUACCGCCACACUCUCCUGCUUGCCUAACGUUUGGUUUCCUGCCCGUGGGAACAGCUUUUCUAGGAGACAGUAAUAAAAGACGGGCAUGGAUGAGUUUCAGCUAUGACUUGCCCUUUAGUUCCAUUCACCCCGUUGAUUUUGGCAUCCUUAUUAAUUUGGACGACGCAGAUGCCAGCAGAUGGAGAAUUGAAAAACUUUGGUAUGCGGGUCAAAUGUUUAACAGUGUUGGACAUUUGAUUGAUCAAUAUCAGAACAACAAAAUUCAUAAGAUAGUAUUGCACAAACUGGUGGACAACGCAGAACUUUUCUCAAGUUUACAACUACGAGGUGAUCCAGUUCCACAGAAACCUCAAAGACCUCCACUCCAAGUGGAGCCUGAUGGGAAAAGAUAUUCCUUGGUCAACAGGGAGGUGACAUACAUGAACUGGAAAUUCAACUUCAGGAUGUCCGCCCUAACAGGACCUGUCCUGUACAAUGUGAGAUUUAAAGGGGAGAGACUCGUCUAUGAGAUGGGACUUCAAGAAAUAGCUGUGUUUUAUUCUGGGCCUACGCCUUUAACGGAGACUAUUAACUUUGUGGACAGUGGGGAUUUGUUAGGAACUCACUCUAAGUCCUUGAUACCAGGCGGAGACUGCCCAGAACAUUCAACCUUGGUUAACCAGACAUUCUGGAAUCAGCACAACAAGGAGGUGUCCUCUUAUGACGCCACAUUCUGUCUGUUUGAACAUAACACUGGCUACCCACUGAGGAGACAUUCCUCUUAUUCCAAACAAUUUGGUUCGUUCUACGGAGGCAUGUUGAACUCAGUACUCACUCUCAGAUCGGCCCUUACUAUUGGCAACUAUGACUACAUUAUAGAUUUUAUCUUCCAUCAGAACGGAAUCAUUGAGACAAGACUAAUGAGUACAGGCUACAUUGUGGCAUCAGUAUUCAGUGAACUAAUGAGGCCUUAUGCUUUUCAACUUAAGCAGAACAUUGUAGGCCCCGUACACCAUCACAUGGCACAUUUCAAAGUAGAUCUGGAUGUGUCCGAAACUAUAAAUCGCUUUGAGACUUUAGACAUUGUCAAAGAAAGUGUGUUUCUCAAACAGAACUCCAACGUCAGUUCAGAGCAAAUACAGUUCGUGUCUUCCUUAAAAGAAACUGAAUUGGACGCUGUCUAUGACUAUAAUUUUAGAACCCCUAAAUACCUGGUUGUUCACAAUAACAAUGAAAGGACGGAAUACGGGGCGAUUAAAGCUUACAGAGUACAACUUAAUGGGAUGUCGCCCAGUCUUGUCAAUGAAGAUGUUGGUCAUGAGAGAACUAUCCCUUGGGCCAGGCAUCAGAUGGUCGUGACAAAACACAAGGAGAGCGAGCAAUGGUCAAGCUCAAACUAUGGCAUGUUUGACAGCUUGGACCCUGUUGUAAACUUUACUCAAUUUUACUCAGAUGAUGAAAACAUAGUAGAUGAGGACCUGGUGUUGUGGAUCUCUGCUGGUUUGUAUCACAUCCCCCACACGGAAGACCUACCUGUCACUCCAACAGUUGGGAACCAUCUGAGUUUUUUCCUUCUACCUUACAACUACUUCCCGGAGUGUCCGUCGAUGGGGUCACGUGACGCUAUGUAUAUUGAACACUUAAAUAAGUCCGACUACAGUCAGGGUGUCCGAGUAGAAAGAAAUGGAAAUUCCCGCAACCAAUGUGUCACAAGAAGAUCAACUUUAGAAGAACUUCUAGCACAAAAUCCAGACAUGGCACUUGAGACCAACCGUGUCGACCCAAAUCAGUAGCUUUUCAAUUUAAAUAAAAUGUGACUUUUUUCGUCAAAACACUUU